Molecule: messenger RNA, 686 nt
Organism: Chiloscyllium plagiosum (whitespotted bambooshark)
Lineage: Eukaryota; Metazoa; Chordata; Chondrichthyes; Orectolobiformes; Hemiscylliidae
Source: RefSeq, a predicted model, not a curated record
CAACAGUUUGGCGGGGAUGGUGUGAGAAGUUCAUGUUCGCUUUGUACCUGGCGCCAGAGUCCUUUUUACGGACUUUGGAUUCGGAGGGAGGGAAGUGAAUAGAGUUUGUCAUAUUUUGUUCAAGAAAUAGAAAUGCGUGAGAGAACCGUCGUGAUAUCAAGAUGAGCUGUGGGAGUAAGGUCCGGGAGGCUCAGGACAGGUGCUGGGUGCAGAAGCCAAGCAAAAUGGCUAAGGCACUCUGCACCAAGGCCAGGCUCGUGACUUACUUGCCAGGUGUUCAUGCAUUGGUUAGAAGGAUUGCAACCUUUAGAACAUAUUCCACAGGGUCUGAUGAGCCUUAUAUUGCAGUUAUACCACCUGAUCAAGGAGACACAGGAAGAACUGAACUUACUAAAGAUAAGGUGGUUGUGGCAGGUUUACGAACUAUAUGGCCUGAUGAAAAGAUGGGACCAUUUGGACCUCAGGAUCAGCGGUUUCAGCUGCCGGGUAACAUAGGGUUUGAUUCCCAUAUUAAUGGCAUUGCUAACCAGAAGAAAAUCUCAACAAACAGAACACUUCCAGAUCUGCUAACUGAGCCGUUAAUGACUGAGAAGCACGAAUUCAUUCUUGCACAGUUUGUCAAUGAAUUUCAGGCAAGACGAUACAACAUUUUAUUAAAUUAUUGGCUGUAAAUGAUAGCAAAUUGU